Heteronotia binoei (common prickly gecko) is the source of this 4098-nucleotide messenger RNA. RefSeq names its product ephrin type-B receptor 5. Gene Ontology annotation, molecular function: transmembrane-ephrin receptor activity; protein binding; ATP binding. The record is from RefSeq and is a predicted model, not a curated record. The transcript has 17 exons. Lineage: Eukaryota; Metazoa; Chordata; Lepidosauria; Squamata; Gekkonidae. Gene Ontology annotation, cellular component: plasma membrane; neuron projection. Gene Ontology annotation, biological process: cell surface receptor protein tyrosine kinase signaling pathway; protein phosphorylation; central nervous system projection neuron axonogenesis. Bases 23 to 3142 code for a protein of 1039 amino acids.
GCAUCGGCCAGCGCCUCUUUUCAUGUGGAUUUCCCUGUGCUUGCCUUAUGAAGACUCCAUGCCCUUCUUGUCCUGCAGAACGUCAGAUGAGGUCACUGUGAUGUACAGAAGAUGGUGGGACUUCUCAAGAAGCUACUUGAACCGUAGCAGCACUGUAAGGAUGAAGAGAAGAGCCAUGGGAAUAGUUUGGCUCUGGAUUGCCUGUCUUCUUGGCCUGGCAGCUUCUCUAGAAGAAAUUCUUUUGGAUACGACCGGGGAGACAUCCGAGAUUGGCUGGACUGCGCAUCCUCCCGAUGGGUGGGAUGAGGUGAGUGUACUGGAUGACAAGAAGCACCUGAUCCGUACCUUUGAGGUGUGCAACGUUGGGGAUCCAGGCCAGAACAACUGGCUCCGCACGCACUUCAUAGAGCGCCGAGGUGCCCGCCGGGUCCACGUCCGCCUCCGCUUUUCUGUGCGGGACUGUGCCAGCAUGAGAAACGUGGCCUCUUCCUGCAAGGAGACCUUCACGCUUUACUACCACGAAGCAGAGGCUGAUGUGGCCACUCCGGAGCACCCCGAGUGGCACGAGGGACCGUGGACCAAAGUGGAUACAAUCGCAGCCGACGAGAGCUUCUCACAGGUGGACAGUACCGGGAAGGUGGUGAAGAUGAAUGUGAAGGUGCGCAGCUUCGGGCCGCUCUCCAAGUCAGGGUUCUACUUAGCCUUCCAAGACUCAGGGGCUUGCAUGUCCUUGGUGGCCGUCCAGGUCUUCUUUUACAAGUGCCCAGCCGUGUUGAAGGGGUUUGCCUCCUUCCCGGAGACGUUUGCUGGAGGGGAAAGGACGUCGUUGGUGGAGGCGCUGGGGACUUGUGUGGCUGAUGCGGAAGAAGCGAGCACCGCCGGCUCCUCUGGGGUGCGGCUGCAUUGCAAUGGAGAAGGCGAGUGGAUGGUGGCCAUCGGGAGGUGUGCCUGCCGGGCUGGCUAUGAACCUGCGGAUGACGAAAAGGUCUGCAAAGCUUGUACUGCUGGUACUUUCAAGGCAUUCGUGGGAGACAACCCCUGCAGUCCAUGUCCUGCCCACAGCUAUUCUUCCGCACCCGGCUCCAGUGAAUGCGCCUGCUUGGCCCGAUACUACCGUUCGUCUUCAGACACCUCCGAUGCCCCCUGCACCAGUACCCCUUCAGCCCCACGUGACCUUAGCUACGAGAUUCUUGGCUCCAAUGUCCUCCUGACCUGGCGUCUCCCCAAGGACCUGGGUGGCCGAAAGGAUGUUUUCUUCAAUGUCAUCUGCAAGGUGUGCCCGACGGGGUCCCCAGGGCCUUGUGUGCGUUGUGGGGACAGCGUCCAGUUCGAGCCCCGCCAGGUGGGGCUGACGGAGAGCCGAGUGCAAGUCUCCAACCUCCUGGCCCGUGUGCAGUACACCUUUGAGAUUCAGGCCGUCAACCUGGUGACCGAGUUGAGCCCCGAUGUCCCCCAAUUUGCUGCUAUCAACGUUAGCACCAGCCAGUCGGUCCCUUCUGCUGUUCCCAUGAUGCACCUUGUGAGCCGCACCAUGAGCAGCAUCACCUUGUCUUGGCCACAGCCGGACCAGCCAAACGGGAUCAUCCUGGACUAUCAGCUGCGCUACUUCGACAAGUCAGAAGAUGAGGACAACUCCUUCACAGUAACCAGUGAGACGAAUAUGGCUACCAUCUCCAGUCUGAGCCCGGGAAAGAUAUAUGCCUUCCAAGUGCGAGCCCGAACAGCGGUGGGUUAUGGGCCCUACAGUGGGAAGAUGUACUUCCAGACCUUGGUGGGAAGUGAGCGUUCCGUGAUGGUGCAAGACCGACUGCCUCUGAUUGUGGGUUCAGCUCUUGGGGGUUUCGCCUUCCUGGUCAUCGCAGCCAUCGCUAUCCUUGCCAUUGUCUUCAAGAGCAAGCGGCGAGAGACUCCAUAUACAGAUCGCUUGCAGCAGUACAUCAGUGCAAGGGGCCUUGGAGUCAAAUACUACAUUGAUCCUUCCACCUAUGAAGAUCCCAAUGAAGCUAUUCGGGAAUUUGCCAAGGAAAUUGAUGUGUCUUUUGUCAAGAUUGAGGAAGUCAUUGGAUCAGGAGAGUUCGGAGAGGUGUGCUUUGGGCGCCUGAAGCCUCCAGGGAAACGGGAAUACACUGUGGCUAUUAAGACCCUGAAGGCAGGCUACACGGAUGAGCAGCGUCGGGAAUUCCUGAGCGAGGCCAGCAUCAUGGGACAGUUUGAGCACCCAAACGUCAUCCGCCUGGAGGGUGUGGUCACCAAGAGCCGGCCCGUCAUGAUUGUUACAGAAUUCAUGGAGAACGGGUCUCUGGAUUCCUUCCUCCGGCAAAAGGAAGGGCAGUUCAGCGUGCUACAGCUGGUGGGAAUGCUACGGGGGAUAGCGGCCGGCAUGCGUUACCUCUCGGACAUGAAUUACGUCCAUCGGGAUUUGGCUGCCCGAAAUAUCCUAGUCAACAGCAACCUGGUUUGCAAGGUUUCCGAUUUUGGAUUGUCACGGUUUUUGGAGGACGACGCCUCAAACCCCACUUACACAGGAGCCUUGGGUGGCAAGAUCCCAAUUCGCUGGACAGCCCCAGAAGCUAUCCAGUAUCGCAAAUUCACAUCCUCUAGCGACGUCUGGAGCUACGGCAUUGUGAUGUGGGAGGUCAUGUCUUAUGGCGAAAGACCAUAUUGGGACAUGUCAAAUCAAGAUGUUAUUAACGCUAUUGACCAAGAUUACCGCCUUCCACCUCCCCCAGACUGCCCCACCGUCUUGCACCUCCUGAUGCUGGACUGCUGGCAGAAGGAACGGGUCCAGCGGCCCAAAUACGAGCAGAUUGUUAAUGCCUUGGACAAGAUGAUCCGCAAGCCAUCCGCCCUCAAAGCCACAGGCACAGGGAACAGCAGGCCGUCCCAGCACCUGCUGAGCAAUUCGCCUCCCGAUUUCCCAUCCCUCACCAAUGCCCAUGAGUGGCUGGAUGCCAUUAAAAUGGGUCGCUACAAGGAGAACUUUGACCAGGCUGGCCUGACAACCUUUGACGUCAUCUCCCGCAUGACUUUAGAAGACAUCCAGCGCAUCGGCAUCAGCCUGGUCGGUCAUCAGAAGAAGAUCCUCAACAGCAUCCAGCUCAUGCGGGUUCACCUCAAUCAGCUCGAACCUGUCGAGGUCUGACACACGGAGCGUUUUUCCAAGCCUCUUAAAGGACCUGGAGAUUAAACGAACCUUUUGUUGUAAAAGGGAACCAGGGCAGUAACUGCCAGAAAUGCCAAGCACCCGUGGGAGGGUGCGUGAACUGUUACAUGCUGAAUCACAGAUCGGAGCCUUUGAGGUUUCGUGGAUUUUUUUUUUUAAAGAAACUUGAGACAGUACAAAACCUGCAGCAUUUAGACUUGGGUGGAAUUGUACAAUGGGGGUGGGAGUUAUUUCACAGGGUAGAGCUGGAAAGAUAGCUUUGGAGAUAGAAAUCUGCGGCCUGCCCCUUUCAUGCCAACAUCUUACUCCUUGCAAACAUGUCAAUGGAUCCGCAGGUAGGGCCAGGAGUCUCUCAAAGCUGUCUCCUGAGCUGCAGCGGGCCAGACUGUUCCAAGGAAUGCCGACAGCCUGCGUUGACAAAAGAUUCCUAGCUGGAGUUCAGAGGUGGAAUUUGGAAAAAGGGGAGAAGCGAGUGCCACCCUCCAUUCAAGUGGUUGUGGCAGAUUCCAUUGGAUUCCAAGCGGUGGACUUUGGGGGCUUGGAAGAGUGGCAGAAUAGGAAGCAAACUGGGGUGUGGAUUAGGAAGGAAGGGUUGCUGCUUGGAACAUUUUGGACGGACACAGGUAUUUUCUUGGUCUCACAAUCAGGGCAGAGGGACAGUGGCUUUCUAGAUAUCAGGAAAGCGCACAGGUAAGUGUAACAUUGUUUUCCCCAAUGGCUGCCAACGGGUCAGGUCAGUUGAGUUCUGAACAUGGUUUGGAAGGAGAUUUCCUGGAUCUUGAAUCCAAAUCCCCGUGGGCAGACAAGAGGGAUGGAGAGCUUCUCACGGUGAAGGACCGCCAAGUCUGUUUUGAAAGCACCAGGGUUACUUCUUUUGCAGUUUCUGACUGGCUAUUCCAACCACAGGAAAUGAAAUAAAACAUUUGAUGGAGAAA